Messenger RNA from Nerophis lumbriciformis (worm pipefish), 441 nucleotides. NCBI's taxonomy places the organism in Eukaryota, Metazoa, Chordata, Actinopteri, Syngnathiformes, Syngnathidae. The record is from RefSeq and is a predicted model, not a curated record.
AUGCCGGCCAAAGGUCCCCUGCAAUCGGUCCAGGUUUUUGGGCGGAAAAAAACUGCCACUGCAGUUGCCCACUGCAAAAGAGGCAAUGGCCUGAUUAAGGUGAACGGCAGACCCUUGGAGAUGAUCGAGCCCGCCACCCUCCAAUACAAGCUCCUGGAGCCUGUGCUGCUGCUGGGCAAAGAGCGUUUCGCCGGAGUUGACAUCAGAGUCCGCGUGAAGGGAGGCGGACAUGUCGCUCAGGUUUACGCCAUCCGUCAGGCCAUCUCCAAAUCAUUGGUGGCGUAUUAUCAGAAGUAUGUGGAUGAAGCCUCUAAGAAGGAGAUCAAGGACAUCUUGAUCCAGUACGACAGGACCCUGUUGGUCGCCGACCCGCGCCGCUGUGAGUCCAAGAAAUUCGGUGGACCAGGAGCCCGCGCCCGCUACCAGAAGUCCUACCGUUAA